GUGAAAGUUUUAAAAGCCUCACAGUAAUUUUCCUCGGUUGCACCGAAUCAAGCUUCAUUACAAGCGUUGUAACGCUCGGCACGCGCAACUCAGGUAGAAGGAGAUUCCGUAAUUUGCUUCAAUUAGACUACAAUGCAUCAUCGAAAGAAACUUCGCCUCCGCGACUGGCUUGUGAUGAAUAUCAAUGAAGGCCGAUUUGGUUUGAGAUGGGAAGGAGACCCAAAGGACAGAAUGUUUAGAGUACCGUGGAAGCACGGCAGUCGGCAUGGAUGGAGCGUUGAAGAUGCUGCUCUGUUCCAAGCUUGGGCUACAUACACAGGAAAGUAUAAAGAAGGCAGGGAUAAAGCUGACCCUCGAAAGUGGAAGACGAAUUUCAGGUGCGCCCUAAACGCUCUGCCUGAUAUCAAAGAAAUUCGCACCAAAAGUUGUCCGCGUGGAAGGGAUGCAUUCAAAAUCUACCGAAUGAGGCCGCUUAGAGGCAGAGAGAAUCCGCCUUUGUUGUCCACCAGUCAGACAACGGAAAUAAGAAGGAGCGAAGCCGUAUUUCAGCCUCCAAGACUAUCUUUUAGAGAGACCAGUUUUCCGACUUUGGGCGUGUGUUACCAGCCCUCUUCCUACCCGGCAGAGCCGGAAGCUUAUGACAGAUGGCCGUGUCGAGACAGAAGGGAAAGUACUGGAUUGAGUGACGAAGAAAUUGUUAACUUGGUACAUCAAAUGAUGAGUGAAGCAAGUUCGCCAGAGUAUCUAAGCUCACCAAAUCUUAGCUCUCCAGGUGGAAGUGCAGAUUCAUACCAUGCUGGUUUGAACCCGUUCCAGUUCCCAUGAUGCCUUCUUACAGCUUGUUCGCAACCAGUCUUUCUCUGAAAGAGGUUCGCGUUGUUCCAAAUACGAUAAAACCAACUUAGUGUUGGUGUAGAUGUUAUGAUUUAGUUUCCAAGCACUUAAGUUAGAUUUACUGUCUAUGUUCUUUUUCCGUCUGUUUUGUCUUAUCUUAGGAAAAAAUAACUAAAAAAGCGUUCACUAAUACAAUUUUUUUAACAGAGGAAGCAAGCUUAGCACUUGAUCCAGGAUUCGGUGCAAACACCCUUUUGAAGAACACGUUAAUAGGCUUUUUGAUUUUCAGUGAGAGAGAAUCAAGCCAAAAAGACCGGUUAUUUGGACACGUGCACAUAAGCUUAUUCCUAAAGAAAUCGGUGUUUUCGGAAAUCCGAUGAAAACUCCAUAAAUCACUUGUCUUCUGGUGAUAGAUUCAGUCUCAGCUUAAUCUCUCUUCCCUCUUAGGUUUGUCACAAUAAGAAAGGUUUUUUUUUUUCGUUUUGAUACAAUUCGCAAAAGCGUUAGCCCGUAAUCGUCAAUUUCAAUUCUGAAAACGCUUAACGUAACUUGGUGUUGCAAGAAAUUGAGGCGACUUUGUUAGGAAAUGACUUGAAGCACAACGACUAGACCCAAGCCUCUGGUUCAAAAGCACUUGGAGCACCUCGUAACAGUUUUGUUAAAUGGGAUUCAUCUCGCGCAGAUUCUUUCUUCUAAUACCCUAACUAAGCGCGAUAAAGUAAAUACCAAGUAUUUUUUUAAAGUAAACUUCAAGAGUUGUAUUGCAUGAUAAAGCUUUCAAGAGCAAGGGUAAAUGAAUCUUUAUAUUGGCCUCUAUGGGUGUCAUGGAGUGAUAAGAUUCGAUGUAAAGUUUUGGGAAAUAAAAAUACGCCAGAA
This is a messenger RNA of Pocillopora verrucosa, 1710 nucleotides long. Its product is annotated as interferon regulatory factor 2. Gene Ontology annotation, biological process: immune system process; regulation of transcription by RNA polymerase II. Gene Ontology annotation, molecular function: RNA polymerase II cis-regulatory region sequence-specific DNA binding; DNA-binding transcription factor activity, RNA polymerase II-specific. Gene Ontology annotation, cellular component: nucleus. The record is from RefSeq and is a predicted model, not a curated record. NCBI's taxonomy places the organism in Eukaryota, Metazoa, Cnidaria, Anthozoa, Scleractinia, Pocilloporidae.